This is a messenger RNA of Monopterus albus (swamp eel), 2328 nucleotides long. RefSeq names its product thyrotropin receptor-like. The record is from RefSeq and is a predicted model, not a curated record. NCBI's taxonomy places the organism in Eukaryota, Metazoa, Chordata, Actinopteri, Synbranchiformes, Synbranchidae. The transcript is spliced from 11 exons. Bases 70 to 2316 code for a protein of 748 amino acids. Gene Ontology annotation, cellular component: plasma membrane. Gene Ontology annotation, biological process: hormone-mediated signaling pathway; adenylate cyclase-activating G protein-coupled receptor signaling pathway; activation of adenylate cyclase activity. Gene Ontology annotation, molecular function: thyroid-stimulating hormone receptor activity; G protein-coupled peptide receptor activity.
CUCUUUCUAUACCUCUCUCACUGUGCAGCGUCACCUGAGAGUCUCCACCACUGAAUCUCUGCCCUUACAAUGAUGACUGAUUUCAAUCUCCUUUUUUUCAUUUUCGUUGCCGUCGAGGCCACUCUCUCUCUGGAAUAUUGCCCAACCCAUUGCCAGUGUGACUGGGACAUCCAUACUGUGUCAUGUUUUGGAGCAGAGACCAUGCCAGUUUUCCAUUCCAGCACACAGCAAGUGUGGCUUGUGGGGACAAAACUUUCUUCUAUUCCUCAGAAUGCCUUCACAAACUUGGCAAAUAUUUCUCACAUAUACAUCUCUGAUGAUGAUACUUUAAAAUAUCUUGAGAGGCAUUCGUUCUACAACCUGUCCACGGUCAUUCACAUACAACUAACUGGUAUUAAAAGAUUGUCAUACGUUGACCAAGAGGCAUUUAAGGAUCUGCCUAAUUUAAAGUACCUUGGGAUCACCAACACAGGACUAACCUCGUUUCCUGUGCUACAAUAUAUUCAGUCCAGCCAAGAGGAUUUUAUUUUGGAAAUAGUGGAGAAUGCCUUCAUACAUGUCAUAUCUGCUAAUUCUUUCACUGGAAUAUCUGAGAAUGCUCUGACCCUCAUGCUGAAUAGCAAUGGCGUGAAAGAGAUCCAGCGCUAUGCCUUCAAUGGAAGCAGACUGGAGGAAGUGUAUCUUCACAGGAAUGUGGAUUUGGAACACAUAGAUGAAUUUGCAUUUUAUGGAGUGAUUCACGGUCCAACUCACUUAGACCUUUCAGAAACUAAAGUUGGCUCUUUGCCUUCAAUUGGUAUGGAGACCAUUGAAAAGCUCCAAGCUAAAAACACUUGGGCCCUCAAAACACUGCCCCCCUUAAGAGCCUUUCUCCACUUACAGGUUGCUGAAUUGACCUUCCCAAGCCAUUGCUGUGGUCUAAAAAUGUUGAAAAGAUGGAGAGGACAAUCUGAGGCAGUUAUUUGCAACUUGACCCGGACUGCUUUGGAAAAGCUGCAGGAAUCCUCUGUAGCUCUCUCUCAGAGAUAUCUGGGACACAGAAGCUACCAGCAUCUGAAGGACAGCCUUGGUGUCCCAACUACCGACACUACAAAUCACAAUGGCUACUCCAGCACCCCUAGAUGUCCCACUGAACAGUCUCAAAUCGAGGGUUUGUUUUAUGUGGAGCUGCCUACAGAGCACGUCAGUGACAGUUUUGAGUUUGCACUGUGUAAUGAACUUCACACAGAUAGUCACAGAGUCUCGUGCACCCCCCUGCCUGGUGCCCUGAAACCCUGUGAGGAUGUGAUGAGUCGAGGCUUCCUGAGGGUGCUGGUCUGGGUGGUCAGUCUGUUAGCCAUUUCAGCCAACCUCCUGGUGAUGCUUAUCCUGCUGACCAGCCAGCAGAAGUUGUCCGUUACUCGUUUCCUGAUGGGGCACCUGGCGUUUGCAGACUUUUGUAUGGGGAUGUACUUACUGCUCAUUGCAUCUGUUGAUCUCUACACACGAUCCCAUUAUUAUCACUAUGCUAUUGCCUGGCAAACAGGCAGUGGCUGCAGUCUAGCAGGAACAUUAUCAGUCUUUGCCAGUGAGCUAUCUGUGUAUACGUUAACUUUAAUCAGCCUUCAGCGCUGGCAUGCCAUCUUCUUUGCAAUGAGACCAGAAAAAAAAAUGAGGUUACGCCACGCAGCUGUGCUGAUGCUCAUCGGCUGGUUGCUGUGUGUGAUCCUAGCACUGCUGCCCCUGGUUGGUGUGAGCAGUUACCAGAAAGUUAGCAUCUGCCUUCCCAUGGACACUGAGACACCUGCUGCUCAAGCCUAUGUGGUAUCUAUCCUGAUGGUUAAUGUCAUUGCUUUUAUAAUGGUAUGCUUAUGUUACCUCCACAUCUACUGUGUGGUGCACAAUCCCCAGCACCAGUCCAGCAGAUGUGAUACCAGCAUGGCCAAACGCAUGGCGGUUCUCAUUUUCACCAACUUUUUGUGUCUGGUUCCCAUUUGCUUCUAUGGACUGUCUGCAGCUCUUCACCAACCGCUGAUGACUGUCACAGAUUCCAAGGUGCUACUGGUGCUUUUCUAUCCUAUCAACUCUUGUGCACACCCAUUUUUUUAUGCAAUCCUGACCAAGGCGUUUCACCAAGACAUCCUAAUGUUGCUGAGCCGGAUGGGGGUGUGCCAGCGGCAAGCACACCUCUAUCGAACCCAGCUUGUCAGUAUUACUCCCUACAUAUACAGAGAGGCAAUGUCUGCCCCACACUCCAGCACCCAAAUCCCAAAAGGUUCAAGUACAGGAAUCACCAGCCUACAAGAUGCACCACAGUUGCUUUUGAAAUUUGAUUAAUUUUCCAUGUAC